Messenger RNA from Melospiza georgiana, 1554 nucleotides. It is a transcript of the gene INSM2, whose product is annotated as INSM transcriptional repressor 2. Gene Ontology annotation, molecular function: DNA-binding transcription repressor activity, RNA polymerase II-specific; RNA polymerase II cis-regulatory region sequence-specific DNA binding. Lineage: Eukaryota; Metazoa; Chordata; Aves; Passeriformes; Passerellidae. Gene Ontology annotation, cellular component: transcription repressor complex; nucleus. The record is from RefSeq and is a predicted model, not a curated record. Gene Ontology annotation, biological process: regulation of cell cycle process; neuron differentiation; negative regulation of transcription by RNA polymerase II. Bases 1 to 1392 code for a protein of 463 amino acids. The transcript has a single exon.
AUGCCGCGCGGCUUCCUCGUCAAGCGCAGCCGGAGACCCGGCGGCUCCUACCGGGCGCGCCCGCGGGAGCGGGACCCUGACCGGGACCCUCCGCCCACGCCGCCGGCCCCGCCGCCCGCCGGCGAGAACGGCCCCGCCGCUAGACAGGGAGCGGAGGAGGAGAAGGGCGAGGAGGAGGAGGGAGCCGUCGCCGCUUGCCCCGCGACGUGGCCCCCCGGCGGCGGCUGCGGCGGCCCCGGGCUCACCCCGCCGGAGGCUCCGGCCGCCUGGGGGGCUCCGGGGCCGUGCAGCGCGGCGGGGCCGCGGGCGGCUCUCUUCGAGCGGUGCCUCAGCUCCCCCGCCUCCGCCGAGUCCUUCCCCCUGGCCGCCUCCUUCCCGCCCGCCGAGAAGCUGCUGCUGCAGCCGCGCACGCCGCUGCCCGCCCCGCCGCUGCCGUCGGUGCCCGCGCUGAAGCGGCCGUCCCGGGCCAAGGCGCCGGCCAAGAAGGGCAAGGCCACACGGAAGCUGAGCUUCGCCGACGAGGUGACCACCUCGCCCGUGCUGGGGCUGCGCAUCAAAGAGGAGGGGCCCGAGGGCCGGCCGGGGCCGCCGGCGGGGCGCACGCCGCUGGGCGAGUUCAUCUGCCAGCUGUGCAAAGAGCAGUACGCGGACCCGCUGGCGCUGGCCCAGCACCGCUGCUCCCGCAUCGUGCGCGUCGAGUACCGCUGCCCCGAGUGCCACAAGAUCUUCAGCUGUCCCGCCAACCUGGCCUCGCACCGCCGCUGGCACAAGCCGCGUCCCGGCCCCAGCGCCGAAGGCGCCGCCUCCGCCCCGCCGGGCAAGGAGAACAGCCCCGAGCGGCGGCCCCGCGGUCCCGCCGCGCCCCAGCCGCCGCCGGGGACCCGUCAGCACCGCGGCGGCGCGGACAGCGCCCCGGCCGCCCCCGGCUCCAGCCCCGGCCCAGCUCACGGCGGCGCUCCCGGUGCGGGCGGCGGCCCCGGCGGGGAGGCGUUCGCCUGCCCCUGCUGCCAGAAGCGGUUCCGGCGGCAGGCUUACCUCCGCAAGCACCUGGGCACCCACGGCGCAGCGCGGCCCGCCGCCUUCGGCCCGCCGGAGCGCGGGCCCCUCACCUUCGCCUGCCACCUCUGCGGCGCUCGCUUCCCCUCGGCGGACAUCAGGGACAAGCACCGGCUGUGGCACGCCGUGCGGGAGGAGCUGCUGCUGCCGCCGCCGCCUCCCGCCGGGGUCCCCGAGAGCGGCGCGGCGGGCGGCGAGCGGCAGGGCUUCCCCUGCAAACACUGCCCCGCCACCUUCUUCAGCGCGCCCGGGCUGGCGCGGCACGCCAGCAAGUGCCACCCGCCGGAGAGCAGGCAGGUCCUGCUGCUCCAGGUGCCCGUCCGGCCGGGCUGCUAGGCCCGCGGCCGCCCCGGUGAGACUGCUCCGAGAGCCCGGGCUAGCCGAGCGAGCCCUGGCCACGCUGCAAUUCCUAUGGAAAGUCUCGGCUCUCACGGCUGCGACGUCGGAGGGACCGCCCGGUGACUCCCGGCCGGUGCAGCGACGCGCGCCCGGCCGGCA